Messenger RNA from Sesamum indicum (sesame), 2199 nucleotides. The record is from RefSeq and is a predicted model, not a curated record. Lineage: Eukaryota; Viridiplantae; Streptophyta; Magnoliopsida; Lamiales; Pedaliaceae.
AAUCCAACUUUAAAUUUCAAACCUCAUUCCUCUGCCUUCUCCCAUCCUCUCAAAUCUCUUUCUUUCUCUUUCCCAAUCACCCAUUCUUGUUCAUCAAUCAUCAAAAUCUCAAAAUCUUUUUUUCUUUCUUUGCAGAGAAGAAUAAAAAAUAAAAAGAAAAGAAAAUAAAAAAGACCCUCCAACACAAAAAGGGACAAUAUACCAUCACCACCAACAAGAACCAAUCCCCUCCCAAGAAAACCAUGAGAUUCCACAUGAAUAGUAGUGUAUAACCCUUCAUAUCCAGGCACUCUUUUCUUUGUUUCCCCAAUCUUUAACGCCACAUUCAUUAUUUGUUCUUGAAAGAAGAAACAAGAAAGAACACAUUCAUCAAAUGUUAUCUGAAAAGAAUCAAAUCUUUGUUUGAUAUAUUGAUCCCUAGCCCCAGUUUGUGGUUUGAGGAUAACUCCAAGAAAAUCGUCAGAUUGGACAAGAAACAGGGGAAUUUCCAAGUGGGCGCUUCUCAAAUCUCCAGGAUUUUCAGUGGAUUAUGUUACACAUGAAGCACAUUGACAACACCCCAUCAACCCCAGGAAAGUUCAAGAUGGAGAAGUCUGCAUACAAUAGGCUGAGGCUGCAUUCUUCCCUGGCCAAGCUCACUUUCUGGUCUUUUGUUUUUCUUGGCCUGAUCUUUGUUUUCUUUUUUAGAUCACCCUCUUCAUCAUCCCAUGUUCCCUCAGAUCUCUCUAGGAGGUCUCUCAGAAGCUCCUAUGGAGGUCCAAACUUUGAGAAAAGGGUUAGAGCCUCAGCUAAAAUCAGGUCAAGAAAUGGGAUUUCCGUUUUAGUAACAGGGGCUGCUGGUUUUGUUGGCAGUCAUGUCUCCGCAGCCCUUAAACGGCGGGGCGAUGGUGUUUUGGGGAUAGAUAAUUUCAACAACUAUUAUGACCCCUCCCUCAAAAGGGCUAGACAAGCGCUAUUAGAGCGUAGCGGGGUGUAUAUUGUGGAGGGUGAUAUUAAUGAUUCUGCUUUGUUGAAGAAGCUUUUCGAUAUCGUCCCGUUUACUCAUGUUAUGCAUCUUGCGGCUCAGGCCGGUGUGCGAUAUGCUAUGGAGAAUCCUAGCUCAUAUGUGCAUAGUAACAUUGCCGGCCUUGUUAACCUUCUUGAAGCUUGCAAGAAUGCCAAUCCUCAGCCCACCAUUGUGUGGGCAUCGAGUAGUUCUGUAUACGGAUUGAAUACAAAGGUGCCGUUUUCUGAGAGAGACAGAACUGAUCAGCCUGCUAGUUUGUAUGCUGCAACUAAGAAGGCUGGUGAGGAAAUUGCUCAUACUUAUAACCACAUAUAUGGGCUUUCGCUUACUGGAUUGAGAUUCUUCACGGUUUAUGGACCUUGGGGUAGGCCAGAUAUGGCAUACUUCUUUUUUACCAGGGAUAUUUUGAAAGGGAAGUCGAUUCCAAUCUUUGAGGCAGCUAACCAUGGCACAGUGGCCCGGGAUUUUACAUACAUUGACGAUAUAGUGAAAGGUUGUUUAGCUGCGUUGGAUACUGCAGAGAAGAGUACUGGCAGUGGUGGCAAGAAGAAGGGCCCAGCUCAAUUACGGGUCUAUAAUUUGGGAAAUACGUCGCCUGUGCCCGUGUCAGAUCUUGUGAGCAUUUUGGAGAAAUUGCUCAAGGUGAAGGCGAAGAGGUUGGUUAUGAAGUUGCCAAGGAAUGGGGAUGUGCAAUUUACUCAUGCCAACAUAAGUUCAGCUCAGAGAGAGCUUGGAUAUAAGCCGACAACGGAUUUGAAGACAGGGUUGAAGAAAUUUGUUGAAUGGUAUCUCGGUUACUAUGUUGAAGGGAAGAAGAGCGCACAGUGAUUCGGUUUCUUUCAAUUGUGCGGUAGAAUCGUUCUAUUCUUGUUCUUUUUGAUUCUUGUGAUUGAUUUUUAACCUAUUUUGCUCGUCUUCCCAAUUGUCUUGCUUUCAUAUAUCUUGAUGAUCCCAUUUAAGGAUGAAUUUCCUGAUCCCAUGAUGAAGAAUUUUUUUUUUUGGUUGGUGGACAUUGAUUCCCCUGAUGUUCUCAUCUGCAUCAAAGGACAAACCAACUCCAGUCUCUCAUGGGAUUGUAAUUGUUGUAUUUUUAUCGUUUGUAGAAUUUAUGACUGAUAGAUAUUACUGAUUUGGUGGACCCUGUAUCAUCUGAAUCCCGAUUCAAAUAAAAAUAGCUCAUGGUAGUUUGGCUA